Molecule: messenger RNA, 2902 nt
Organism: Opisthocomus hoazin
Lineage: Eukaryota; Metazoa; Chordata; Aves; Opisthocomiformes; Opisthocomidae
Source: RefSeq, a predicted model, not a curated record
AUGUCCAUGCCCCGGGCUGGCAGCGGGCAGAGCGAGUCCCAGGCCGUGGUGGGACGUGUUGGGGAGAGCACGGUGCUGGGCUGCGACCUCCUGGACGCCCACGAGGCCCGUCCACCUCUCUAUGUGAUCGAGUGGGUCCGCUUCGGCUUCGUCCUCCCCAUCUUCAUCAAGUUUGGGCUCUACUCACCACGGGUGGACCCGGAGUACAUUGGUCGCGUGCGGAUCGAGGAAGGCGCCUCGCUGCGCAUCGACCUCCUGCGCGCUGAGGACCAAGGCUGGUACGAGUGCCGCGUGCUGUUCCUCGACCGGCACAGCGCUGAUGCUGACUUCCAGAACGGCACCUGGAUCCACCUCACCGUAAACGCACCCCCCACCUUCCUGGAGACCCCCCCUGCAUUUGUGGAGGUGCAGGACCAGGACACGCUGAGCCUUACCUGCACAGCCGUCGGCAACCCCCAGCCUGUUGUCAUCUGGAAGAGGAGCAACCUGGCUGUCCAGAGUGGGGACGCAGUGCAGGUGAGGAAUGGGACACUGAGCAUCGCCGCUGUGGAGCGUGCCAGCGCAGGCACCUACACCUGCCAUGCUUCCAGCAAGGAGGGCACCAUUACCCACACCACCCGUGUGCUCGUGCAGGGGCCACCUGUCAUCGUGGUGCCACCCCAGAACGUCACUGUCAACGUUUCCCAAGAUGCCUUUCUGGCAUGCCAGGCUGAGGCGUACCCGGGAAACCUCACCUACACCUGGUUCCAGGGCAGCAGCAAUGUCUUCCACCUCAGCCACCUCCAGACUCGGGUCCGCAUCCUGGUGGACGGGAGUCUCUUACUCCAGCGAACGACCCCCGACGAUGCCGGCAAAUACACCUGCAUCCCCAGCAACGGGCUGUGGAAGCCACCUUCUGCCUCAGCCUUCAUCACAGUGCUGUAUCCAGCAGAGGUGACCACCAUGCUCCCAGAGACCCACCUGCCCAAGGGGAUGCAGGGUGUGAUCCGCUGCCCCACCAGGGCCAACCCCCCUCUGCUCUCCGUCAGCUGGAUGAGGGACGGGCGCCCGCUGCAGCUGGACAAGCUCCCUGGCUGGUCCGUGAGACCAGAUGGCUCCAUCAUCAUUGCGAUGGGAAACGACGAUGUGCUGGGAGCAUACACGUGUACCCCGUACAACAGCUACGGCACCGCUGGCGAGUCCCGGCCCACACAUGUCCUGUUGAAGGAUCCCCCUGCCUUCACAGUGCGCCCCAAGGAGGAAUACUUCCAGGAGGUGGGCCGGGAGCUGGUGAUCCCCUGUGCCGCCCACGGGGAUCCUCCCCCAACUGUGACCUGGCUGAAGGUGGGCAGUGCAGGGAAGAGCAGCGCCCGGGUGGAUGGGAACGGCAGCCCCGCCUUCCGCCCGCCGCGAGGGGGACUCGUCAAGGAGCAGCACGGGGUCUGGGAGUGCACGGCCACCAACCAGGUGGCCAGCGUGAGCACCACCACCUCUGUCCAUGUACUGGGUACCAGUCCUCACGCUGUCACCAACGUCUCUGUGCUCCCGCUCCUGCUGGCAGCCAACAUCUCCUGGGAGCCAGGGUUUGACGGGGGUUAUUUCCAGAGGUUCAGCGUCUGGUACACACCGCUGGUGAAGCAUCUGCCCCGGCCCCAUCAUGGGUGGGUGUCACUCUCGGUGCCAGUGGGGGCUCAGCACCUGUUGGUGAAGAAUCUGCAGCCAGACAUGAGCUACCAGUUCAGCGUCCUGGCCCAGAACAAGCUGGGCAGUGGCCCCUUCAGCCAGAUUGUCACCUCCGUGCCCAGGGGCUUCCCAAUGACCACAGUGCCUCCAGAGCCGCCGGCCAUGACCAUGCGCAUCUUCCUGUCCCCGCCACAGGCUCUGACUGCCAACGAGACUGACGCCUUCUACGAGUUCCGACUGGUGGCCUUUGCUGGCAGCUACAUCAGCGAUCCCAGCAAUACGGUGAACGUCUCCACAGCAGGCAUGGAGGUGUAUCCAUCUCGCACCCAGCUGCCGGAGCUCCUGCCGCAGCCGCCGGUGCUGGCUGGGAUCAUUGGGGGGAUCUGCUUCCUCAGCGUUGCUGUCAUCUUCAGCACCAUGGCCGCCUGCAUCAUGAACCGCCGGCGUGCUGCCCGCAUCCAGAAACGAAGGCAAGAUCCACCACUCGUCCUCUCCCCCAGCAAGAAGCUUCCACCUCCACACAAUUCUUGUGGCUCUGAUAGCCCAGACAGUACCGUGAAGCCGAAGCUGCAGCCGUCCCCCUACCAGAGCCUGCACCGGACGCUGCUGUGGGGUGAGAAGGCCAGCACCAGCCUGGGUCUCAGCAUCGCCGGGGCUGGCUCCGGGUACGCCGUGUAUGAGAGCCAUGUCGGGGAGCACGUGCCCCUGGAGCGGAUCUGCCGCGGCCCUGACGGGCGUUUCGUGGUGGAAACUGACACACGGAUGCAGGAGAGCGGCUUUGGGGCACUGCCCUAUGCCAAGCAGGAGCCCAGGACUGAGGCUGUGCCCUUAGCCAGCACCGCAGAGCCCCGCUGGGCACCGGGCAGGCCACUGCAUCCUGCCCCCCCGGAAAAGCUACCACGGGGCAGUUUUACCAGCCAGAGCAGCGGCCGGGGCAGUGCCUCCUUCCUGCGACCCCCCUCGAUGGCACCGUCCCUGGGGGGCAACUGCCUGGGCACCCCACUUGGGGAUGGGGGCAGCUGGCACAGAGGAGGCUUGGCAGUAGAGGAGAGCAGGGCGAGGACGGAUCCGACCCUUGGCGUCACCGGAAAGAGGAGGAACACCUCGGUGGAUGAGAACUACGAGUGGGAUGCAGAGUUCGCCCUGGAGUCGGACAUCCUCGAAGCGCUGCAGCUCUACCGCAGCGGGGACCCAGCACGGCCCAUCUCCGCCAUCGCCCUGUGCGAUCUGGAGCGUCAGA